Molecule: messenger RNA, 2383 nt
Organism: Thamnophis sirtalis
Lineage: Eukaryota; Metazoa; Chordata; Lepidosauria; Squamata; Natricidae
Source: RefSeq, a predicted model, not a curated record
CCCACCCACCCUCCCGCCCGCCUUUCCUGCUCGCCCAUCGAAGCGGUGGGCGCUGAGCGGCGUCGCCAGGCGGAGGCCGCCCUUGCUUCAGCUGUCGCCCGGGGAGGGGUCAAGCCAGCGGCGAGGCUGCCCUGCCAGCUCUGGUGAUCGCGGGCGGCGGGCACUUUCCCGAAGGCUGCCAAGAGCGAUCCGGGGCUGCUGGUGCAGCGACGAAGCACAACCCGUGCGGCUGCUUCUGCUUCUCCGCUUGGGCUUUGAGCCGCCCGCAGGAGGGAACACCAUGCCGAAGAGAAAGUUUCCAGAGGGUGCUGAAGCCAAGGAUGCAGCAAAAAUAACAAAACAAGAGCCAACAAGACGAUCUGCAAGAUUAUCAGCUAAACCUGCUCCACCAAAACCUGAGUCUAAGCCGAGGAAAAGCGCCAAGAAGGAACCUGGAACAAAGGCUAAUAAAGGUUCUAAAGGGAAGAAGAAUGAAAAACAGGAAGCUGCAAAGGAAGGUACUACACCAUCUGAAAAUGGUGAAAGUAAAGCUGAAGAGAUUCUCAUCUCUCGUUCAACUGUUAGUGUUUCAACAUCCAGAGGUAUCCCACCCAGCAUGUCAGUAAAAGGGCAGAUUGAAACAGUGAAAGUUAAGGGUACAGUAGAGCAUUCUGCAUAUGCAGUGAAUAGGAGCAGAUAGUAGUGUGGUGCUUUUCAUUGUGAACAAUGGAAGCUAGCAGGUAAGGUUUCUAUGGCUUUUACAAACCAGGAACCUGUAAAUGUAAGAAUAUUUAUAGUUGUCCUGUCUAUAAUACAAUAGUUGUUAAAUAACCUGUUUCGUCUGCUUCAAACCUUUGUAGCAAAAGGGAAUGAUGGCGAUUGCUGAAAAGUUGUUUAGAGAAGAUGAAGUAGGGUUAGUUUUUCUUUAUAAAAGGCAGACUGGCAUAACGUUUUCCCUUUUCCCUUUUACAGGCACAGAAUUGAAUCAGUAGAUGACAGGUGCAUAUGAACUGACAUGAACAUUUGAGGAUGUUUUUAUGUACCUCUUGACAACUUUUAAAAGAUAUUUUUAUCAAGGAUUUUGUAAAUGCUAAUUUUUUAGGACUUACAAUGAGUUGAUAAACUAUAUAUGAACACUUCUUCCUUCUGUAUCAGUACUUCUAGAAAUUCCCAACAUUGUCAAGUUAAGGGGAAAAAAGCGUCAUUAACACAACUUUUGGAAAACAAAAGUAUUUAUAAAAUUGAACAAGCAUUCCAUAUAUUUGCUUUUCAGAGGUGUAAGUCUUGGUGCAUAUAGUGAUGUUUUUACUAUGGGUGUUAGAGAUCUUUUGCCAUUUUCCCCCUAGAGCAAUAAUCUGUGGUGCUUUUGUAAUUAAGAAUUAAGUGUUUUUAAUGAAACAUGUAUACAUUUGGCUACCUGUUGCCCAUUAUGGGACCCUUUUCAUUUAAAAAAAUUAACAAAGUCUCAGUGCUAACAAAUGUGGUUCAUUAUCUUUCUAAAUCAGAGGUAUGCCUUGUAAUGCUUGUCAGAAAAAUAUUAAGCACACUUGUUUAGAAAUUUGGUUACAACUGUUAUUUCAGAAUCAAGAUUAUAGCUCAUAGAAAAUAGUGGGGCUUACAACAUAAUACUAAAAAUUGAUUGACUUUAUGGUUAGGAACGGAUAAGAAUAAUAUUCACAAUUUAUGUAUUUUAAGCAAACCAGCAGAGUUUUAAGAGGCAGCCACCCCUUUUGCAGAGCUAUUUGCCAAAUAUACCAGAACACCCAAAGCCUGAAUGCAAAACUAGAGUCUUUAAGGAGCUCUGAUGAGCUAUCUUACACACUUGGAUGGUUCACACAUCUUGAAGGCCUUACACUUUGUACAGACAAAUGUAAAUUGCCCAUGGAUUAUGUAACAAAUUAUUUUUUUCAGCACUGUUUUAUGCUACAGUAUUGUAAGUGGAAAUUAGUUUAUGCUUUCUUGAAAGAACAGUUUCACUUUUGUAUCUCCUCCUCUUAACUGUCUCCCAAUUCAUAUACAUAUAUAUGACUGAAAACUGCAGUUUGUCUCAGCUUAACCUUUAGUAUUUUCUGUUGCUUUUUUGCAUUUACUUAAUUUUUUAUAUUAAAAUGGAGAUUUAAAACACUGGGAUGGUCUUCUGAAGCAAUGAUGUAAAAAUACAUUUGAAGGAGUCUAUAAUUGUAAUGAUGUUAAAAUAGGAAUUUUUUUCCUAACUCAUAUUAACACUGCUUUAGCCUCUUGUAAGCAUCUUGUCAUUUCUCUCUUCUUUUGGACUGAAAUUUAAGUACUUUUAUUUUCUGAGGGUUUGGAAAUUUUUUCUUCAUGACACCUUUAUUGCUGCACUUGUGGCCAUAAUGUUUGGAGUUAUAUGCAUGUUUCAAUCAAUAAAGUAAUUAUCAUCCAA